GCUGUCAAACGCCGGGGGUCGGGUCCGGAAGCGGCCGCCCGGGUUCUUGCCUCCCAGACGCUGUUGCUCCUCGGCCCGCCCCCGGAGCGCGAGGACGGGUGCCCGGGCCGGGGUCUAUCGGGAAGAUGGCGACCCCGGGCAUGAGCUGGCAGCAGCACUAUUACGGCGGCCCGGCGGCCGGGGCGGCCAAAUUCCCGCCCUCUCCGGCCGCCGCGCAGCAGGCGGGGCACAGCAUGGACUACAGCCAGGACCUGCACCUGAAAAUGAGCAAGAAAAUCGCCCAGCUCACCAAGGUAAUAUAUGCUUUAAAUACUAAAAAUGAUGAGCAUGAAUCUGCAAUUCAGGCCCUCAAAGAUGCUCAUGAAGAAGAAAUCCAACAGAUUCUUGCAGAAACAAGAGAAAAAAUAUUGCAAUAUAAAAGCAAAGUAACAGAGGAGUUAGACCUGAAGAGAAAGAUUCAGGUUUUAGAAGCAUCAUUAGAAGACCACAUAAAAAUGAAGCAGCAGGCUUUGACAGAAUUUGAAGCUUAUAAGCACAGAGUUGAGGACAUGCAACUUUGUGCAGAAGCCCAGCAUGUCCAACGCAUAGUAACCAUGUCUAGAGAGGUUGAAGAGAUCAGAAGGAAGUUUGAGGAAAGAUUACGGAGUUUUGGGCAACUCCAAGUACAGUUUGAAAAAGACAAACGGUUGGCAUUGGAAGAUUUGCGAACUGCUCAUAGACGGGAAAUCCAAGAGCUGUUGAAGUCCCAGCAGGAUCACAGUGCCUCGGUCAGUAAAGGGCAGGAGAAGGCAGAGGAACUGCACAGGGUGGAGGUGGAGACAUUAAACAAAACACUGGAGGAGCUAAGACUUGAACGGAAAAAGCUAAUUGAGGAUUAUGAAGGCAAGUUGAAUAAAGCUCAGUCCUUUUAUGAGCAUGAGCUUGAUACUUUGAAAAGGUCACAGCUUUUUACAGCGGAAAGCCUCCAGGCUAGCAAAGAAAAGGAAGCUGAUCUUAGAAAAGAAUUUCAGGGACAAGAAGCAAUUUUAAGAAAAACUAUAGGAAAAUUGAAGACAGAGUUACAGAUGGUACAGGAUGAAGCUGGAAGUCUUCGCGACAAAUGCCAAAAGCUUCAGAUAGCACUUGUUACAGCAGAGAACAAUGUUCAGGUUCUUCAAAAACAGCUUGAUGAUGCCAAGGAGGGAGAGAUGGACUUACUAAGCAAGCACAAGGAAGUGGAAAGUGAGCUAGCAGCGGCCAGAGAACGUUUACAACAACAGGCUUCAGACCUUGUCCUCAAAGCUAGUCACAUUGGAAUGCUUCAAGCGACUCAGAUGACCCAAGAGGUUACAAUUAAAGAUCUAGAAUCAGAAAAAUCAAGGACCAACGAGAGAUUAUCUCAGCUUGAAGAAGAAAGAGCUUUUUUGCAAAGCAAAACUCAGAGUCUGGAUGAAGAGCAGAAGCAGCAGAUUUUGGAACUAGAGAAGAAAGUAAAUGAAGCAAAGAAAACUCAGCAAGAAUAUUAUGAGAUGGAGCUAAAAAAUCUGCAAAAUAGAUUGGAAGGAGAGGUUGCUCAAUUAAAUGAGGCUCAUUCUAAGACUUUGGAAGAAUUAGCUUGGAAGCACCACAUGGCAAUUGAAGCUGUCCACAGUAAUGCAGUUAAGGAUAAGAAAAAACUACAAGCGGAAUUAGAGGAACAGUAUAAAAAGGAGAAACUAAACCUGGAAGAGGAUAAAAGUCAACUUCAGCGAGAGCUGGAAAACUUGAAGGAAGAGCUGGAAGACAAGCUGAAUACAGCCAAUCAAGAGAUUGGCCGCCUCCAAGAUCUGGUAAGGAAAAGUGAACAAGGUCUUGGCUCUGCAGAAGGACUCAUUGCUAGUCUUCAGGACUCCCAGGAAAGACUUCAAAAUGAGCUCGAUUUGACUAAAGGCAGGCUGAAGGAGACCAAGGAUGCGCUAUUGAAUGUUGAGGGUGAGCUAGAACAAGAAAGACAACAGCAUGAAGAAACGCUUGCUGUUAUGAAAGAGGAAGAGAAGCUCAGAGUGGACAGAAUGGCCCAUGACUUGGAAGUAAAAUGGACUGAAAACCUUAGACAAGAGUGUUCUAAACUUCGUGAAGAGUUAAGACUACAACAUGAAGAGGAUAAGAAGUCAGCAAUGUCUCAACUUUUGCAAUUAAAAGAGAGAGAGAAAAAUGCAGCCAGGGAUUCAUGGCAGAAGAAAGUAGAAGAUCUCUUAAACCAGCGGCACUCUCUGGGUGAAGCUUUGCAUAAAUCUAUCAACAAUAUUUCCUUGCUGAAACAGAAUCUGGAGAUGCAGCUUUCCCAGUCUCAGACUUCUUUGCAGCAACUGCAAGCCCAGUUCACACAAGAGCGACAACGACUUACACAAGAGCUUGAAGAAUUAGAGGAACAACAUCAACAGAGACAUAAAUCUUUGAAAGAAGCACAUGUCCUUGCAUUUCAAACUAUGGAAGAAGAAAAGGAAAAGGAACAAAGAGCUCUUGAAAAUCAUUUACAACAAAAACAUUCUGCAGAGCUUCAGUCAUUAAAAGAUGCACAUAGAGAGUCAAUGGAGGGCUUCCGGAUAGAAAUGGAACAGGAACUUCAGACUCUUCGGUUUGAAUUAGAAGAUGAAGGAAAGGCUAUGCUUGCUUCCUUACGAUCAGAACUAAACCAUCAACAUGCGGCUGCAAUUGAUUUGUUACGGCACAGUCAUCAUCAAGAAUUGGCAGCUGCUAAAAUGGAAUUAGAGCGAAGCGUAGAUAUUAGCAGAAGACAGAGUAAGGAACAUAUGUGUAGAAUAACAGAUCUACAAGAGGAAUUAAGGCACAGAGAGCAUCACAUCUCAGACUUGGAUAAGGAGGUACAGCACCUUCAUGAAAAUAUAAGUGCCCUAACCAAAGAAUUGGAAUUUAAGGGGAAAGAAAUUCUCAGAAUACGAAGUGAAUCUAACCAACAGAUGAGGUUGCAUGAACAAGAUUUAAACAAGAGACUUGAAAAAGAGCUGGAUGUCAUGACAGCAGACCACCUCAGAGAGAAAAAUAUCAUGCGGGCAGAUUUUAAUAAGACUAACGAGCUACUCAAGGAAAUAAAUGCAGCUUUACAAGUGUCACUAGAAGAAAUGGAAGAAAAAUAUCUAAUGAGAGAAUCAAAACCAGAAGAUAUACAGAUGAUUACAGAAUUAAAAGCCAUGCUUACAGAAAGAGACCAAGUCAUAAAGAAACUAAUUGAGGAUAAUAAAUUUUAUCAGCUGGAAUUAGUCAAUCGAGAAACUAACUUCAACAAAAUGUUUAACUCAAGCCCUUCUGUUGGUGUUAUUAAUCCAUUGACUAAGGGACUAUCCUCACAUGUAUUAUUUUUAAUGCAGCAAAAGAAGAAGAAUGAUAAAUCACCAACAAACAGGUUUGUGAGUGUUCCCAAUCUAAGUGCUCUGGAAUCUGGUGGAGUGGGCAACGGACAUCCUAACCGCCUGGCUCCCAUUCCUAAUUCUCCAGUCCACGAUACCGAGUUCAACAGCAGCAAACCACUUCCACAGCCAGUGCCACCUAAAGAGCCCAAGACAUUUUUGAGGUAUCAGUAAGAUGCAUGUGCAUGAGCUCAAGGAACAUGACUACUGGAGUUUCCAUUACACAUUGUUGCGUGCCUUGUAAUUUCCCCCAAAGACGGUAGGGAUUCUUUUAUUUUCUCAACUAGCCCAAAGACUCUUUAGUUAGAAUUAAGUAUAAAUUUGAACUUUGAAGAUGGAGGAGAAACUGGCUUCUGAAUGGUACUCCUUUCCCCCUAGAGUAUUUGCUUAUGGAAUUAUGAUAGUUCAAUAUAAAUAUACAUGUAGUAAAAAUACCGAACCAUGGCUUAGUUAACUUAAGUUAGUUAUAUUUGAGGAUACAUCUGUAAAAACCAAAUGCUUCUGUCAGAUUCUGAAAUUUUAAUUAACUAGAAGAAAAGGCGCUGAAAAAGAGGAAUGUUCUCUUAUUCUUAUUUCUGACAAUUCCUCCUGAAUUUUCUUUAUUCAAAGAAGGUGACAUUAUUUUUCUCAACUGUCUGGAUUUUGGGGGGUUUUUUGUAAUUUUUUGUAAUUGUUUUGAUGUGGCUCCUCCUUAACUGACUUCAUCUGAGCUGCUGAUGCACUCUCACACUCUCAUGGAGUGGAGAACCCAAUCUAGUGUAGAGGGGUCUACAAAACACAUCUAAUGCAGGGAACCGCUUGUGGUCAUCUACACUGGUGUUUCUUUGUGCUUUUCCCUUCGUUUUGCAAAACAGCUUAAUGCUGGGUUACAUGUCUCUCUUUUUUUAUGAAUUCAGUCCUCCUCAGAGUGAAGCUUCCCCGGUGGCUUCUCCCGAUCCCCAGCGCCAGGAGUGGUUUGCCCGGUACUUCACGUUCUGAAAGAGUAGUGUUGGCAACAGCUCUGUGUGGACUGUUCCUAAGAGCAUGACCUUAUACAGACCAUUAUGUGAACAGGCUUUCCUAUGUCAGACACUGUGAAUGAGAAAGUAUUUGUCUCUCCAAUUUGCAAAUACACUAUUUCCUGUGAUAUUUACUGGAAUCACUCUACUAUAUUAUGUGUGUAAUUAUAACAGUUAUUUUUAUUUGAGAUGGAAGAGUCUUUAACCUUUGUAAUUACUGCAUAAUAAAUUUUGUUAGAACAAACA
Neofelis nebulosa (Clouded leopard) is the source of this 4630-nucleotide messenger RNA. RefSeq names its product family with sequence similarity 184 member A (gene FAM184A). Bases 126 to 3560 code for a protein of 1144 amino acids. The record is from RefSeq and is a predicted model, not a curated record. Lineage: Eukaryota; Metazoa; Chordata; Mammalia; Carnivora; Felidae. The transcript is spliced from 19 exons.